AAACAUCGAAUUGUUUACAGCUCUAGCUUGUACAUAUCAAACUCGUUGACUCAGUUUACAAACUGUUUUCUUUUUAUAUAUUUAACUUUAACUAAGAUAAUUUGCUGCACUGUUUUACGAUAAAUAAUAGUCUUGGUUUUUGUUCAAUUUGCAAUGUCUGCGCUUACCAGACUCGCGCUUAAGCUGUGACCACACCCCGCGCUCGGUAAAAAUAUCAUAAAAUUAAAUUCAUUGGCGUGACGCGAGUUUAUUUUAGAUGGCCAAUUGGCAAGUGCAACUCAGCGGCCAGAACCUUUUCCCUGAAGAAAUGGAUAGCACAAGUCUGAGGUAUAUGAGUACAAACCCUUCUUGUUUAUCUAAGACUUACGAAGUUCAAAAGAAUGUCCCUACCGAAGUGGAUUUAAACAGCACGCAGAUAGGUAUAGAAGCCACUAUGCGCAAGAAAAUGAAACCGCGCAACGCUCCAGCUUUAUCUCCAGCGAAAAAAACUGAAACUGGACUGGCGUCUCCCGUUAACUACUCCAACUCCAGUAAAGUUAACAUAAAAGAGCACAGCUAUUCCAAGGAUCAUCUCGACGAAUGGCUGGAAACCUGCUUACGUGAUGCUACCAACACCCAACAAUCGUCAUCUUCUGAGUUUUUAGAAUUUUUACCGUCCACAGCAGCAGCUCACAAGCACGUUUUUGUUCGUCAACAGCUACUACAGCACAAGAAGCAGCAGGAAUUGCAAAACCCCUUACAAAGAUAUGGAAUAAGCCCAAGCACGCCCUAUAGUUUUGGGAUUCAACGUCAUUCGCACUCUCUUAGUCAUCGAUACCCGAUGCUAUUUCCACCGCCGAGCCUUAAUUGCCACGGUAUAAGCUACGGUGGCGAUGAUAGCCACGAUUUCGCCAGCUUACCCCCUCAGGUCAAUAUGAUGGGAGGGGCAGAAGGCGCUGGCUCAGAAAAUGAUCCCAAUUCAGCAGAUGUUCUCGGAGCAAGCGGAAGUAAUCCCAGUUUUAACAAAGGGUUUCGAUUCAGCGAGCCGUGCCUUUUGAAUCCCUCCGACAACGAUUCAAAGCUAAGUGGUCAGAAUACCCCAGAUUGUCGGAAUGGCUACUACAAUGACAGUGGCUGUGAUCUAGCACAGCAAAAUAAAUUAUUUGCAGCCCUAAUGGAACAAAUAAACAUACUGCAUGACACCAAUUCUAAGAUCUGUCAGAACUUACACGAAACAAAAGUUGAUAUCGAAGCUUUAAAGCACACACCUGGUGGUCAAACUUGGGCCGGUGUCGGCUCGGGCACUAUGCGGCACCGUAGAGAUAGCUUAAGCGGAUUAAGCACUCAUAGUCAACCUUUGGUGUUUGGCGGGGGUAUGGGUGGCACUCACAGCCCGGCAUCCACCUUUCAUUCAGGCGCUUACACUCCAGGAAUGAUGACUGACGUAGUACGAGAGGUGAAGGAGGCCGCGCGCAUACGCGAAGAUGCACUGCUUAGUCGAGUAAAAGCAAUGGUUGAUGAGCGUCAGUGGGCUUUACACGAGGGUAAUGUCCAUAUUUUGCGAGAUAUUAAUGAGCUAAAGUCCCAUAUAUUUCAGUUGCGAUUGGAGAAAAACGAAACUAACAAACGUUUGUCGCAUUUGGAGGCCGAAAACAAAUGGCUGCGCCAGGCUAUAUCCAUUUGCUAUAAUCAGAAGCAAUCAUUUAACAAUAUAACCUACGAAAAUGAGCGUGCCCGUGGAUCCCCAAAGCCAUUCCCAAAUGGAGGUGGUGUUGAUUUUGUGGGUACCGGUGCCCUUGAAGUCCGACGGGCACAAUCAUUAAACCUGCACUACGGUACGAUGCAUCAAACGCCGAGCCAAACAACGCGCCCUCUGGAAGAGCACGACAAAAUAAAAGAGGAACAGUUGCAAGAACAAAAAGAAGUCGAGAGUAAAGACCAACCGAUUACUCAAAGUAAACGGCUAUUGUGCUCGAGCAAUGAGUUCCGCAGUAAUGGUAUACUGACGCUCUCAAAAUCAAUCCACCACUCCAGGAGCUCAACUUCACCGCAACAAUCUAUCAGUAGUCCUCCCACUUUUUCUCUGAUUUCGGAUCAGGAUAUUCCAGAAUAUCCACAGCCGCCCAAAAGGGAAAAUGCACACAUAAAACGAGAGAGCAGUGAAACGGCCGCCGCACGUAUGGAGGCAAAUCAACGUUUAAUUGCGCUUGAAAAAUUGGUUAAAAACCUAAGUAUCCAAGUAAACGGCCAGCAAAAUGGGAACAAUAACGAAUCUGGCGCAGCAUCCGACGCAACAAAAUUAAGGUUGGCUAAAAGUGUGAUUACAGACUUAUAGUUUUAGCUAAUUAUUACUGGCACCAAACGAAUCGGCCAGACACAGACAACCCGUGUCACUCACUUGUAACAAGAGGAUGGACAAAAAAGGUCACAUCAACAUCCUUUAAUAUUACAAUUAUAAAUAAUUCAAUAACUUUAUUGUAAUCGUUAUAAUGCUUUUUACCACACCUCAACUAAAUUUUAAUUUUACCAAUUUUUAAAUUGUGUAUUCGGCUCGGAAAAAAACUUGUUUUUGGCUAAAAAUAAGACCUGUUACUUAAAAUCUAUGACGAUUAUGAUAUUCCUAUAUCAGGCAUUAAAUUCUUUUUAAAUGUAGAUUUAGUGCGUUAUCUAAAGAAAAUAUUAGGAUUGUAUGAAAGACAUCUAUCUAUGAAAUAACGCGUACAUAUUUGAAUGAGCAGAAAUCAAAAUAUGGCUAAAAAUAUAUGUAAAUGAAAAGGGGUGGCUCAUUUGUAGAUCAUAUUUUUUAAGUGCCAUUUUAUUAAACAGAAAAUAAAGUAUAUUAGUAUAAA
Molecule: messenger RNA, 2828 nt
Organism: Drosophila eugracilis
Lineage: Eukaryota; Metazoa; Arthropoda; Insecta; Diptera; Drosophilidae
Exons: 10
Coding region: 257-2314 (685 amino acids)
Source: RefSeq, a predicted model, not a curated record